This is a messenger RNA of Myotis davidii, 611 nucleotides long. RefSeq names its product forkhead box G1 (gene FOXG1). The record is from RefSeq and is a predicted model, not a curated record. Gene Ontology annotation, cellular component: nucleus. The annotation marks the transcript as partial. NCBI's taxonomy places the organism in Eukaryota, Metazoa, Chordata, Mammalia, Chiroptera, Vespertilionidae. Gene Ontology annotation, biological process: regulation of transcription by RNA polymerase II. The transcript has 2 exons. Gene Ontology annotation, molecular function: DNA-binding transcription factor activity; sequence-specific double-stranded DNA binding.
GGCGGCAAGGACGGGGAGGGGGGCAAGGAGGGCGAGAAGAAGAACGGCAAGUACGAGAAGCCGCCCUUCAGCUACAACGCGCUCAUCAUGAUGGCCAUCCGGCAGAGCCCCGAGAAGCGGCUCACGCUCAACGGCAUCUACGAGUUCAUCAUGAAGAACUUCCCCUACUACCGGGAGAACAAGCAGGGCUGGCAGAACUCCAUCCGCCACAACCUGUCGCUCAACAAGUGCUUCGUGAAGGUGCCGCGCCACUACGACGACCCGGGCAAGGGCAACUACUGGAUGCUGGACCCGUCGAGCGACGACGUGUUCAUCGGGGCACCUUACUUUUUCCCCCACGUCCCGCACCCGUCCAUGACCUCGCAGAGCAGCACGUCCAUGGGCGCCCGGGCCGCGUCCUCGUCCACGUCGCCGCAGGCGCCCUCCACCCUGCCCUGCGAGUCCCUAAGACCCUCGCUGCCGAGCUUCACGACGGGACUGUCCGGGGGACUGUCCGAUUAUUUCACACAUCAGAACCAGGGGUCUUCCUCCAACCCUUUAAUACAUUAACGUCCCCGGGACCAGACUGUAAGUGAACGUUUUACACACAUUUGCAUUGUAAAUGAUAAUUA